Cladocopium goreaui is the source of this 2568-nucleotide messenger RNA. Lineage: Eukaryota; Dinophyceae; Suessiales; Symbiodiniaceae. The record is from the annotation of a GenBank genome assembly.
AUGGUGGUACAGUUUGAGGACGCAGUGACAGAAGCAGUGCAGAGUGAUGCAGACCUAGCUGCCUAUUUUUCCUCAUAUCAGGAGGCACGUCGCCGCCUGACAGAACGUGCCAAAUUCAGAGGAUUUUGGCCCGUGAGAAAAGGAGGGAAAAGUGGGGGCAAGAAAGGUUUUGGAAAAGGAGGCGGAAAAGGAAAGUCACUAGCACAGAGGAUAGCUAAUUCUACGUGCAGACUGUGCGGGAAAAAGGGUCAUUGGAAGGCCGAAUGUAGCCUUCGUCAAUCAGCCUCGUCCACUGGCCCUCCAAGUGAUGGAUCAACAGUUCCGAUUUCCAUGGCGGUCGUCGACGAUGUGCCAACAGAGAUCCCGCCCGAGAUCUCCCAUUUGCCUGAGAUGAGAUUUCCCGAGCCUUUGAAUGAACUGAGCAUUCGUGCCAACCACCGUGAGUACAACAAGUCGCAGAAGAAGCAGAUCUCUCGAGAGGUCGUGAGUGCCAUGACUCUGGAAGAGUUAGCCAGCGAGAAGAUCACCUUCGGAGAGUCAAAGAAGGGUAUGACCUAUGCUCAGGCGUUCGAGGACGCACAAUGGACCGAGUUCAUUUUGAACAGGUUCGAGAUGAGCGACAAACCAGAGCACAUGAUGUUUGUGCAGUAUGUCCGUCUGCGCCUGAAGGAUGUCCAGGUGAAGACCAAAACCAGCAACCAGAGCCCCAAGCCGAAAGAGAACAAGAGCAUGCCUCCCGUUCCACAGGAGGUUUGGGAAGAUGUCAUGCCCACGGACGGCUCAAAUCCAGCCGACCUGAUGCACCUGCCCUUCAUUCAGGAGGAGAUGCAAGAUCUACGACAGAGCAACCAGCAUCUGUCCAGUCGAAUGGGACAAGUCGAGAUGAUGAUGCACGAGAUGAUGGAGCACAUGAAGAAGAUGCAGGCUGAUCUGAUCCGGCAUGGUAUGUUUGCAGAAGAGGUGCAUUUGAACAUGACCCUGGACACAGACUUUGACUUCACACAUGAUGUUUCCAACAACAGUUAUCACCGACGAAUCCAACGUAUGGUAAAACAAUUUCAAUCUGAACUUGACCAAGUGAUUCAACAAAAUCAGAAGAACAAGUUUCGACUUCCUCAACUUGAUUUGUUUGAAGUCAUGUGUUCCAGUGACAGUGAACUCACAAAGCAAAUGUCGUCCAUUGGUGGUCGCUCCAAAAGAUUCGGAUUGGCAGAAGGUGACCUCCAAACAGCUGCAGGACGCCGAAGAAUGUUUCAAGUGUUGACCACCCAGAAUCCCAAGAAUCUGUGGUACAGCCCUGAAUGUGGACCCUGGGUGUGUGGACACGGUUCUGUGUGGAAACCGCCUAUAGGUCUUAUGUGGCGGAAUGAAUCACUCCAUGGGUUGCAUGACAUUCUUCAGAAACGUCUUGCAAGCCUCUGGCAGAUCAGCUUAGCCAUUGUUCUGUAUCGAUUUCAGGUGCAGAGAUCACUGCAUUUUCACUUAGAACAGCCGGAUGGUUCCAAGAUGUUGCUGCUCCAACCACUAAGUGAAAUUGGUGAACACACAAGGCUUUGCCGCUUUGACCUCUGCCGCAUGGGCAACUUGACCGAUCCAGAAUCAGCCAUGCCCAUCCGAAAGCGUUUGAACGUAGCAACAACGUCAGAUCCGUUGGCCCGAGCCAUCCAUGGAAAGCUGUGCAAUCCCGAUAUUAAACAUGAGGGAAAGCGUAUGUCAUUGUCCACUUUUACUGAGAAGUAUCCAGCCAAAUUUGCUCGACAGGUAGUCAAGAUCUUGCUUUAUGAAGUUCCAAAGGAAAAGCCUGUGUUUGCAAUGGAUGACCCACCUUCUCAGGAAAAUAACAAUGAACACCCAACCAAGAAGAGACGCCUCAUGUCAAAAUUGAGUCCACAAGCCAUUGCACAGCGAUUUGCUGACGCCAGCUGGCAGACAGUGAUGAGACGUGCCAAUGUAAUGGCCCCACGUGUUGGACCACUGGUGAUUGACACUGGAGAAAUCAUUCAUGAGAUUUCCAUGUUAUGUCCUGAACAUGAGAUUAAACAUGUGGUCCUUUGUCGUGGCACAGACCGAUAUCCUGGCCCUACCAGAAAUGUUCCACCAGGUAGUGCUCCUCUAAGAAAACGCAUCUGCAUCCGUCGCAAGCAUGAAGAUGUGGUUGUUGAUGAUGAAUGGGAGCCCUGGGAGAAACUGACAUUUAAAGGCUUGCGUCGAAAGGGAACGCCAGCCAGAGUCAGUCUGACCAUAUUUGCCAAAGCCAAGACAGUUGUAGGCCAAGAGAUACCUGUUUCCGAACAUGUUCCAGUGCAGUCUCAAUCUUCUGCCGACGUCCGUGCUGUUCGCUCUGCUGAGUUCGAAGGAUCAGAACCAGAACCAAAGCGACCGCGCACUCAUGAGCCAAUGGAUGUGGCCCAAAGAGUUUCCGAACCAGAAAAGACCGAAUCAAUAGAUCGUCAUGUCAUUGACCUAGCCUCUCAGAAACAUGGACCACGUUUCAUGAUGUUGAAGCCAGAAACUCAGGCAUGGCUUCUCAAAGUUCACCGAAACCUGGGCCACCCCCGGGAGCUAUGA